AUGAACCGCCAAGGUGGAACAAGGGCCCUCGCAAGGGCGCAGCGGACUUCAAACGCCUGUGAAUAUUGUCGCGAGAAGAAGAUAAGAUGUGAUAGCGCAAAACCAAGCUGCAGUACCUGCACAGCACGCGGUCGAGAAUGCAGGCAGCACCCCAUAGCUAAAAAACCAAGGCCGACAAAUAGCCGAAUCCGGCAGCUGGAGCGAGAGAAUCAACGGCUACUGCAUCUUUCCGGGGGUCGACUGCCACACGAAGCUUCGGCAAAUCGGAGUAUUCUCUACCAGGACUGCUCCGCAACUAGGGCCAGUGUAGAGGAACCGCCCUCCAGGGUUAUUGAGCCUCCCAGCUUCCCCGCCGCGCCUGGCAGCAGCCUAUCCCAUUCUUCGCCAAGGCGCUCCGAACACCAGCUAGCUGAAGUUUCCCAGGCCAACCAGACUGGCUAUCAUGGACCUACGAGUGCUAUGUAUGACGAAACGACAGCACCCAACGAUCGACUGGCGAGCCCAUCUUCGAUUGGUCGUGCUACAGAGUCACAGGAUGGUUGGCUCAUCGCUGAAGCUGCAAAAGAACGACAUAUGGAGAUGAUGAACAUGGCACGUGGGAAGCUCGAUUUUGACGGCGUUGAUCCGGGGCUAGGAAUGCAUCUCCUUUCUCUAUUUUGGACACGCCAUCUUCACGCAGGUUUUAUUGUUUACAGACCAGCAUUCAUGCGGGAUAUGGCCUAUAAAGGCCCUUAUUUUUCAAAACUGCUGCUUAAUGCAAUGUUCUAUUCCGUCUCUAAACACAGCCCGAGAACCGAGAUCCAGCGGGACAAUGAUUGUGAUACUGCUGGCUGGUCCUUCCGCCUGCGCUUCACGGAGUUAUUACGAGAUGAGUUUGAUAGGAGCAGUAUCCCGACAAUCCAGGCCUUGUUAAUCAUGGCGAGCUCACUGUUCACGCGGUGCGACGAGCGAAGUACUUCAUGGCUGUAUGCAGGAAAUGCGUUCAACAUGGCCAUCGAUCUUGGACUCCAUAUUGAGCUUCAAACAUCUCUAGCACCCGAAGAGCGUGAGGUCAGGCGGCGUGUCUUUUGGGCAUCAUAUUUGAUUGAUAAGAUUCAAUGCCUUUACCAAGGCAGACAGCCAUGCCUUCGAUUCGCGGACACCGACGUUCCGCUACGGCUCUCAAGCGACUUUGAGGAUUAUGAACGAUUCGACCAUGUGUCAUUCUCCCAGUUUGCUUUUCACGAGGUUAUUCCUUCCAGGUCCAUUCAGAUCCUACAGCAGCUGUGCAAGCUUAGCAUUAUCAUGGAACACAUUUACAGCAGCGUUUAUGCCGUCAAAAAGCGAUUGACCCAGGCGCUGAAGGAAGUAUCUGAUGACUCGGACAAACUUCAGGCUGAGUUGCAAGAAUGGCGUUCAGGCCUACCAGCAGAUCUAGACUUCGAUGCGUCCAAAUAUGCUGGACUUAUCCAUCUGCCAUUCAAAUUAUCCAUGCUAGCUCUUUGGAACGUUUUGGUCAUACUUCUUCACCGGCCUCUAGUCUCAGAUGCGCGGCUGCAUUCAACAGACCCUGAGCGCUCUCACCGAGCCCUGACGCUGUGUAGCGGGGCUGCCAAUGAGAUUACCAGCAUCCUACGAUCCUAUGCCAAGUCUUACGAUAUGCGCGGUGCACCGUUCCUGCUGUCCUAUUCCACGUAUAUAGCUGCGACUAUCCAUGUUCAUGUCCUAGCCAAAUACAAAAACGCCUCAGACACCAGUUCGGGGGCCGCGCAAGCACUUCAAGUUUGCCUCUGGUCUCUCGACGGUCAAGCGUUGAUGUAUUCGGCGGCGGAGAAGGCGAAAGCUAUCAUCGUGGGCCUUACCGACCGUAUGAAUGUCAAGAUUCCACCGCACAACGCCCUGCCGGAUAAUGGACCAUGGACUUGCGGCAUGCACUCAGAUCCACCUGUCCGCGCCGCCGAGCAAUUUGAGCAACCGGUGCCAAAUACUGACUUCUUCAAUUUCGAAUUUGACAAUGCAUCGCGUAAUCUUUCAUUCGAGUUCUUCCAGGCUGAGGAAUGGAUGGACUUUGACCAGGGCGUUCUCUUCUGA
Molecule: messenger RNA, 2070 nt
Organism: Aspergillus calidoustus
Lineage: Eukaryota; Fungi; Ascomycota; Eurotiomycetes; Eurotiales; Aspergillaceae
Source: the annotation of a GenBank genome assembly